AUGCAAAUAACUGAAGUUGAUACAUUACUAAGUGGUAAUGAAAAAGUACUUUGGACUCUUAAGAUUAAUGAAGACCAGCAAAUUGGGAAUUUAAAAGUUGAUCUUCGUUACACUAAACUAACAACAGAGGAAAUCGAGAAAAUUAGUCAGAAAGCUGCAACUGAUUGGAAUGAACUGGGUGGUCUUCUUGAAAUACCUAUUGAACAACGUCAUGAAAUUAAUGUUAACCACAAAAGUUUUCCAAAUCCUUCCGCAAAGGCUAAAAAGAUUUUGGAGGUCUUUAAUGAACGAACAGAUUUCGAUCGACAUUUAUUGAAGAAAUGCCUUGAAAAAAAAUAUCUUUAUUUGGAUGAAAUUUUGGCUCCCACAAAACAGACAAGCAGAAAUGAAGAUGUUUUAACUACUCGGGAAAUAUGUCAACUGAGUUGUCGUAUAGCAAGUUUCUGGGAUACAAUGGCUUUCUUGAUGAAUUUGGAAAUUUAUGAAAUUAAGAAUGUGCAAACAGAUACGAAUUAUGAAAAUGAACAAAUAAAGGCAGAGAAAAUUUUGUCAAUCUUGUCCAACAAGUGUAAAACUGAAUUUCGGAGCAAGCUAGUGGAGACCUUGAAAUGCAUGAACCAAUGUACUUUGGCUGAUUCGAUUUUGAAUUACGAGUGGAAACAGCUGCAAUGAAGGUAAAGAUUUUUUUAAGUGUAGAAAU
This is a messenger RNA of Xenia sp. Carnegie-2017, 700 nucleotides long. RefSeq lists its product as uncharacterized. The record is from RefSeq and is a predicted model, not a curated record. The transcript is spliced from 3 exons. Bases 1 to 672 code for a protein of 223 amino acids. NCBI's taxonomy places the organism in Eukaryota, Metazoa, Cnidaria, Anthozoa, Malacalcyonacea, Xeniidae.